Monosiga brevicollis MX1 is the source of this 2915-nucleotide messenger RNA. RefSeq lists its product as uncharacterized. Gene Ontology annotation, molecular function: calcium ion binding. Lineage: Eukaryota; Choanoflagellata; Craspedida; Salpingoecidae. The transcript has 20 exons. The coding region runs from base 1 to 2763 and encodes 920 amino acids. The record is from RefSeq and is a predicted model, not a curated record.
AUGUUCAAAAAGCGACGCGCCCCCCAGCAGCCGCCGCCACCGAGCGUGCAUGUGGAAAACCUUGAAGGCAAUGCCAUGGAUCGCAGCAAUUCCCUUGUCACCCCCACGCGCAUCGGCAAAUCCCGCUCGAUGCGCUUCCUACGCCACCGCCGCAAGCAACGCCAGACAGUUGAAGAUUACUAUUUCAACGAGACAGAAGCCCAACUUGAGGACGAUCCCACCGCCAUCACCGAUCCCGACAUCAAUGCACUCAAAUCCUUCAAGUCCACCAACAUCAAUCCCGAAGCCGCCUGGUUUGGGAAUGAAGCUCAACCUUUUAGCAGCGAAGUGUCUCAGGCUGAGACCGAUACCCUUUCUGUCACCCCGCCCGUUUCUCGCCUCGUUGAGCGUACUGAUACACAACGCACUGCAGCCUCUUUCAAUCCCGCCGCGUCUACUCUUUCCCGACGCGUCAGCAACACCCGCUCCUUUUCUGCUGGCUCGGAAACCGCUUCACUGCACGCCCACACCUCCGUUCACGCCGGCCCAGCUGAGGAAGAUCUUUGCGUGCACAACUUUCGCCACACCGAUACACGCUUCUAUUCACCCAGCCUCAAGUCCAAUCGCUCCCAACGCAAUGGGGCCACGAGUGCUGAAUCCGCCGUUCAACUCGGCCUCCACAUUAUUAUUCGUGGUGCCGAGGGGCUUAUGGCAGCCGACAGCAACGGUACCAGUGACCCCUUUGUCAUCAUUCGUCUUGGCAAACACAAAGAACAGACAAAGGUCAUCAAAAAAACCACCGAGCCCGACUGGAAUCAGGACUUUUUCAUCCCCCUCACCUCAGAGUCCCCCACGGUACUGGAGCUCGAAGUCUACGACAAAGAUACACUCUCUCAGGAUUACCUGGGUUCCGUUCGCUACGACUUUUCUCAGCUCGUCGUGAACAAGGCCCAGCCCGUCACCGUGGCACUCAAGGAUCACGGCAAGAGCAAGAAACCGCUCCCCAACAACAACCUGGGCUACAUCGACUUUGAACUGACCAAGAUGCCCAUGAACAGUAACCUCCUGGGCUCGUCACGGCUCGGCGAAUCCAACAACGAAGCUGGCUCGCGCCUCGUGACCGUCGAUGUCAUCGAGGCCUGGGAUCUGCAGCCAUGGGACGACAACGGUCUUGCCGACCCCUACGUGCGCCUCAGUAUUCGCAAGCAAAAACGCAAAUCCAAGGUGUGCAACAAGACGUUGCACCCAGUCUGGAAGCAGCGGUUUGAGUUUGCAGUACACGAUGCCACAAGCAAUCUCCUCAAGAUUGAGCUCUACGAUCGUGAUCCGGGCAUGUCCGAUGAACUCAUGGGCCACUGUGAGAUUGACCUGACCAAGCUCUCCAUGGAUCACACGCACUCCCUCAAAAAGUCAUUGGGCAAGCCCGAGGACGGCGAGAUUUAUCUGCAGGUCACUGUGACCGACUUUUUCGCUCGCAAGGCACUUACGGGCCUCAAGGAUCUGGCACCUGCCGAAGCGGCCCAAUACGUGGGCAUGCUCAAAGUGUACAUUCACAUGGCACGUGGCCUAGCUGCGCGCGACAUGGGCGGCACAUCGGACCCAUUUGUAGUGUGUGAACUUGGCAAUAGCCGCCAACGUACUCGCACGAUCCAAAAGAACGUCAACCCCGUUUGGAAUGAUACCCUACAAUUUUAUGUUCGUGAUAUCUUUGAUGUCUUGCGCGUAACCAUCUAUGAUGAGGACAAGGGUGACAAAAAGGAAUUCAUCGGUGCCCUCAUCAUUCCUCUCCUGGAGAUUCGAAAUGGCGUUCGCGACUACUGGCCACUCAAGACUGCCUCGCUCACGGGUCGGGCCAAGGGCAAGAUCCAACUGAGCAUGGAUCUGCAGUUUGAUGCCCUCCGUGCCUACAGCCGCGUCAUCAAGCCUGUGGAAGAGCGCAACAUGGAUGAAGAGCCCAAGUUCAAAUUACCAAUUUUCAAAAACAACAUCCGCCGCUUCACAUCAGUCAUCAAGAUGGUGGUGGGCGGUGUUGGCGUGGUGGACAAGAUGUUCAAGUGGGAGUACGGCAUUGGUUUCACGCUAUGCUCGAUCGUGUUCUGGGUGUGGAUGACGCUGUUCUUGCAAGUGUACCACGUACCAUUGCUGGUUGCACUGCGGCUGGGCUACAACUGGUUUACAGAUCCGGCGGCGCGCUCUCUCGUUUCGAGCAAGGAUGAGCUCGAGUCGUAUGACGAGUAUGCCUCAGAUGAGGACGACGAAAGCGACGAGGAGGAUACCAAAGGCAGCAAAAAGAGCAAGCAGGGUAUCCGUGAGCGCGUUCGUGCCAUUCACUCCGUCGGUCAAAAUGUGCAAAACAAGAUUGGCGAGGUGGCCUCGCUCGGUGAAAAGUUUAAAAACCUGUGCAACUGGAGCAUCCCAGCCAUGACGGCCAUGAUUGUCGGCGCCAUGCUGGUGGCCUCGAUCGUACUCUUCUUCUGCAGCAUUCGCUACUUGCUCUUGAUUGGCGGUUUGAAGCGCUUCUUUGAUUGCGGCGUGCGCAAGUAUGUGACGGAGCGGCGGAUGCGACGCAGCCGCAGUGGACAGAGUGGACCCACCAAGCCCAAGAGCAAUCCAGCUCUGGCUAUUUUGCGGCGUGUGCCGGAUGACAUUGAAAAAAUGCAGCGCCGCAAGUUGAAGAUGCCCAACACCAAAGAACGCGGAUCGAGGCCGUCCAUGGCCAGGCGGCAAACCUUGGAAGCCUCGCAACGCGACGAUAUGGGGGAUAUUCAAGAAGAUUUUGACUAGCGGGCGUGGACAUGCAAAGGAUGUCUGCCAACGCCAGCCUAGAUUCUGGACUGCCUAUCCAUUGUGUGCUUGAUAUUUACUGUGAUGUCCGACUUUCUUUCAGGGUUGUGUGCAUCAAGGAGCGCAACUCAUGACCGUCUCAGCAACAUGUG